Molecule: messenger RNA, 2758 nt
Organism: Photinus pyralis (common eastern firefly)
Lineage: Eukaryota; Metazoa; Arthropoda; Insecta; Coleoptera; Lampyridae
Product: RNA-binding protein Musashi homolog 2-like
Exons: 3
Coding region: 116-1258 (380 amino acids)
Cellular component (GO): cytoplasm
Molecular function (GO): RNA binding
Source: RefSeq, a predicted model, not a curated record
UAAUACGCCUUAAUGUAGAUCUUGCAUUGAUUUGAAAAUGACAAUGAUUAUUAUUUUACUUAAAGUGUCGCAGGGGAGUCUGGUUUGACAAAGCCAUGUAUCUGCAAGGACUUCGAUGGACGAUACGCCAUCAAUUCCGUCUUCUCGAGGUACACAAGGAACGAGCCAUUUUUUAAGUGCGUCUAUGUCAGACAAUGGACUACUGGAACAUGACUUGCAUGGAUCUAUUGUUCAAGUAAAUGGUAGCCAUUCUGGUUCAUCUGGGCGCAGUACGCCUAAUAACACAAACGAUCCAGCCCCGGGAAAGUUGUUUGUUGGGGGACUAAGUUGGCAGACAUCUUGCGAAAAACUUAGAGAAUAUUUUGGAAUGUUUGGAAACGUGACUGAUGUACUGAUAAUGAAAGACCCAGUUACACAGCGGAGUCGAGGAUUUGGUUUUAUAACAUUUUCGGAACCGUCUAGUGUAGAUAAAGUAUUGAAAGUACCCAUUCAUACUUUAGACGGUAAAAAAAUCGAUCCUAAGCAUGCCACUCCUAAAAAUAGGCCCAAACAGCCAAAUAAAACAAAGAAGAUCUUUGUAGGCGGAGUAAGUCAGGAUACAUCCGCCGAAGAGGUUAAGGCGUAUUUUAGCCAAUUUGGUAAAGUAGAAGAGACAGUCAUGCUGAUGGAUCAACAAACCAAGCGUCAUAGAGGUUUUGGUUUUGUCACUUUCGAAAAUGAAGAUAUCGUCGAUCGUGUGUGUGAAAUUCAUUUUCAUACAAUUAAGAAUAAGAAAGUUGAGUGCAAGAAAGCUCAACCCAAAGAGGCGGUGCAAGCCAAUGCACAGCUAUUGGGGAAACGUUUGAUGUUAAGUAGUUUAGGUAUGCGCAUGGCAACUCCUGCGGCAGCCGGACCUAUUGCUGCCGCCAAUCAAUUGGCUGUGGUACAAGUUCAAGCGGCUCAGGCCGCCGUUGCAGCAGCGGCCGCUGCUCAGGCUCAAAAUGCCGCCGUAGCAGGAUAUGGAAAAUUAUUCGGGACAUAUCCUCCAUUAGCCAGUUACCGCUAUACCCCUUAUCCGAUUCCUGCUGUAGGUGCAGGAGUUGGAGCUGCCGCCGCGGGCGGUCCUACACCUGCACCAGCUUCCGCAACUGGAGCCCCUGCUUUGGCUCCGGCAGUAACUGCAAGUCCUUAUCAAGGCUAUAAUCUAACAAAUGUAGACAUGUCUAGUUUUCAAGGGGUCGAUUGGAGUUCCAUGUACGGUAUGGGAAUGUACGUUUGAGUACAUUGUCAUUGCUCACUUUCAGGUUUUUUACAUAUUUUAUUGUUCACAUUGUAAGCCUUCAUGAGGUUACUGGACUUCCAAAACUGUUUCCAGUUGUCAAUGCGGGCGCGUUGUGCCUAUUUCGACUGUGCAUUUUGAUAUUAUUAAUAGUGUAAACUAAUCUCUAAUGGGCAGAAUAGCUGUACAUUGUAGGUGAUACUGGUCUCUGCUCAUUUUGCAUUCAGCAAUAACUCGCAAUAAACAGUAUUACAACACUCAUUAAUCGCAAUAUUUCGAGUUUCCGAGUUGUAAAAACGCAUUUUUGUAAUAAACAAGUUUGAUGAAAUUGUACUUUGGCAAUAGUUAAAAUGACUAAAAUUUGUAUUUCAGUUGCGGUGAAAUAUUAUUGUACUUACCAAAUUUGUACUUAAUUUUGAUCACAAAAAUGUAUAUUAUUAAUAACCUUCCACUCGACUGUAGGUUGCUUAAGGCGUUAGACUUAAUUUAUUUAUACUCUUCAUAUAAGAUCUCAUUUCACGGUAGGCGGUAAGAAUCUCCUCUAUUUAUUGCAUUCAGCAAUGCCAUAGCUUGCCGUCUCUGGCCAUUAAUUUAUUAUUUGCAGCUCUAGUCAAGGCAAUCUCGGCCUGCAUUAUUACAUGCUAUAUACUUAGACCUACCAACAUUCCGUAGCAGCUAUCGAUGAAGUAUGUGUUUGCGGACCAAAGCGUUUCUUGCCUGGCCAAAAUGCCAUGAUACAACAAAGCUAAGAGCACUUUCAGAAAACAUUCGGCAGCUAUGUAAGACACUUUAUUUUAAAUUCCUUUGCAUGUGCUAAAAUUGCUCUUAGUUUUGACUAGUUAGUAUUACUUUUUACACUAUUUUUUAUUAUUUUUUUUUAUUAAAAUUGUAUGUAUAUAUAAACUGCCGCUUGUGAAUGAUCUAUUGUUAAACUUUGUGAUAGUCUCCAGGCAGCAGGUGUACGGAAUUUAUUUUGGAAUUCACACAUGCUAUCUAUUUUGUCUUAUUAUCCUGUAUUGUAUUUGUUGUGCCAAAAUAUUUCUCGCUCAAGGCUCACUACAGGCAUUUAGAACGAAAGCAUGUGAGUAAGCCAAAAUAACGAAAAACUAAUUUUUUGUGUAAAUGAUAUCCAGUUAACAGCAAUAAGCUUGAGACAGAAUGAACCCUCUAUUUUUGUAUUGGAUUAUAAACGUUAAAACAUAAUAAAAUUUAGUUUUCACUUGUUAAGUAAGCCCUUGACUAUGUGUGUAUGUAAAUAUACAACUGUAGUUUCUGGAGGGUUGGUCUGAUAUUGUGGUACUGCAGACCUAAUUAUACCUGCGUAGAUAUUUAUGUUUAGCUGUUUGUCGAUGUAUUAAAAGUUACUUGUAGAUCUAUAAGAACUGUAUUUGAUAGUACUAGAGUUAGUGUUUGUAGUAUGUAUCUGUGUGUAGUGUAGAUGCGACUUUAGUCGCAAUUUGCACUGUAGAGCCGUUACGAAUAAAGUAGUUCCAUAAAGUA